AUGUCGAGCUUCACAAUGCUCUACAUACAGUAUUACAAGGAAGUUAGUAUUCUUAUUGUCCCACUGGAAGAUCAAGGUGUGCCAGUGGACACGCCUGGGGAGAUUCAUCAUUCAGAAAAUGAUGUUGGCAGGACCUGGAGUUCUGGCAGGCAAUCAGAUUUGAUUCAAAGAGGCAAGAAUAAACAGAGACAAUUCAGUGAUGACUGUGAUUGUCUAGAGACAGAUGACGGUGACCUGGACUACACACGAGAGGUCACUUCUGAUCAAAGCACGAACCAGAAAAGUCAUUUCAAUGCACCUUCCCACAUUCGCAGGAAAAUUAUGUCUUGUCCUCUUUCCAAAGAGCUGAGACAGAAGUACAAUGUGAGGUCUAUGCCCAUCCAGAAGAAUGAUGAGAUGCAGAUUGUAUGCGGACACUAUAAAUGUCAGCUGACUGGCAAAGUCCGGGUUUACAGGAAGUAUGUCAUCUACAUUGAACGGGUACAGCAGGAAAAGGCCAAAGGCAUCACUGUCCACAUGCGCAUUCACCCCAGCAAGGUGGUUAUCUCCAGGCUGAAACUGGACAAAAACCGCAAAAAGAUCCUGGAAUGCAAAGCCAAAUCUCAUCAAGCAGGAAAGGAAAAGGGCAAAUACAAGGAAGAAAUGAUUAUUGAGACGAUGCAGGAAUGA
Dipodomys spectabilis (banner-tailed kangaroo rat) is the source of this 669-nucleotide messenger RNA. Its product is annotated as 60S ribosomal protein L26-like. Gene Ontology annotation, cellular component: cytosolic large ribosomal subunit. Gene Ontology annotation, biological process: ribosomal large subunit biogenesis; cytoplasmic translation. Gene Ontology annotation, molecular function: structural constituent of ribosome; RNA binding. The transcript is spliced from 5 exons. Lineage: Eukaryota; Metazoa; Chordata; Mammalia; Rodentia; Heteromyidae. Bases 1 to 669 code for a protein of 222 amino acids. The record is from RefSeq and is a predicted model, not a curated record.